AACAGAAUUAAGCCUUAUUUACAAAUAAAUACCAAAGUCUAUUUUGAAAUAAAAUAAAAACUAUUCUUAGAUGACUACAGUCACGCCAUCUGCUCGUGAUACUUUUACAGAAAGCCAAUCAUAAAUCAUCUUGAGAAUUUAAAUUUCUCUACAGAUGACAAAAAACCGGUACAAUAGCCUCACUAUUUUCAGUGUUGUCAUAACAUCAACAAUAUUUGUGUUUAGUUUUUAAAAGUCAAAUUGAAUAUCCACUCGUAAAAAAAACUCAUUUUUAUCAAUAUAUGUAAUUACUAGUAUAAACUAUGAGUUUGUUGUACCAACAACCCACUUGAAAAGUAUUAUUUUGUUUAAGGACAGGUGCUGAGAGAUGCAUUUUCUAAACAAAGACAAACAAAGAAAGUUUUUUAUUUGGUUUUCUUACACAACUUCUGUUCGUUAUUUAUUUAUUCACACAACCAAAAUCAAUACUAAGAUAAACGCAGUUAUUAAUUUAAUUAACAAUUAAAUUUACAUUUUUUUUUUAGUUUAUUAACUAUUGUGUUGUCGAAUUUGUUUAAAUAUGAGUCAAGAACUGAAAAACGAUUCAUUGAGUGUUCAAAAUAGUUCAACUGCAGGUACUGUAAGUCAUCAAAGUUUAUCAAGAUGUAAAUCAGAACCUGUUAGAAUAAAAGAGUUCAUGAACUUAUGUGAGUUUGAUGGUGAUGACGAUGACGACGAUGAUGAUGGUCAUGACGACGACAGCGGCGAAAAAACUAAAACUUUCGAUGAUGAUAUUGGAGAGUCUGAAUUAGAUGAUUGUCAGUCUUUACCACCAGACGAGAAUGAAUAUAUAAGAGACCCACAUUUCCAGUAUAGUUCAAAGGAUGAAAAAUCGCCCGAAACUGUUGUGAAUAUUCAUGAUUCUGGUAUGAAAAAAAUUGAUUUAGCAGAAGGCAGUCAUAGUUCAUUAAUAAAUUCAAUGGCAACUGUUCCAGAUUUUAUUCAAUCUAAAAUUUCCAACAUUAAUAUACCAAAUCAUGAUAGGCUUCAAGAUUAUAAGUACUCGAAUGAUAAUGUUGAUGAUUUAAAAUUAUCUAAACAAUUAUUCAUCAGUAACUCACCAUCAGAUUUAGCCAAAGAAGAUAUUUCUUCUACAGCUUCAUUAUGUUCUAAUCAAUCGGAUAAUUCUGUGCAGAAGCAGUCAAAUAUUUUGUCAGCUCAAGUGUCUGGACUAUCAACAAUUAUUAAGUCAAAUUCUAAUUUAUCAAAUUCAAAUUAUAUCAUGAAACAACCUAGUAUCAUGUCUGAAGUCUCUAAUGUUAUUCAUUCGACUCAAGAAAGGCGGGUUCAAUCUACCUCAAAUUAUAAGAUCGAAUCUACUUCUGCUUUAGAUCGUCAACCACUUACUAAUCAAUAUCAAAUUUUGUCAAAUCAAUUAGCAACAAAAACUCCACUGAAGCAAAAUCCUCCAAUUAGUAGUUCGAGACCAGUACCAUCAGUAUCACACAAAAAUUUAUUUCAAACACCACAAAAUAAAACAAAUGGAGAUUAUGUUAACUCAUCUCAUAUUCAAACACCAGCAACUAUAUUUUCUCAUUGGACGCAAAAUAAUAUGAUGAGUACACCCUUACAAAACAGAAUGCUUGGCUCUGGUCAGACUCCCGGACAAUCACUUAGUUCUAAAAGAGAUUUACAAUGGCAAAGAAAUUCAGAUUCUUCAGUAAAAGGAGCCAGAAGACCAUUAGCAGAGACGUCAGAAAGUCGAGCAUCAGUUAGAAAUUUACCAUCACAUGGAAAAACUCUUGAGAUUAACGAGAAUCAAAGUCGUGAACAUUUAAAAACUAUUCCUGAAAAAUUAUCACUUGUUUCAUCUGUUAGUGACUUGAAAGAAAAUAAGCAACCACCUGUCCGAGCUGAAUUAAAAUUUCAGUCAUCGGAGAAUGAUUCUCAAAAACAUUUUGUUACGUCAAGAAGUAGAUCAGCAGAACCUAUUCCUGAUCAUUAUAACACUGAAAAAAAGAAUACUACAGGUGAAUAUGUAUCUAAGAACUAUCCAGUAUGUAAUUCAUCAAAACAUACUGAAUACGAAAUUGAUAAACAUCGAGGCGAGUUGAAGAAUAAGCCUACAACACAUGUCUCUGAUACUUAUUCUACUGAAAAACGACAUACCAUGGGAGAUCAUAUACCUAAUACUUAUAAAGUUAAUCAUCAAUCAAGACGUACUGACUACGAACUUGAAAAACACCCAAGUGAAUCAAAAGGUAUAUUGACAAAACCUCUUUCUGAAAGACACGCAAGUAAUAGACCUACAGUGGCCCUUGAAUCUGUAGCAGCACGUGAGAAUAUAAAUAAAAAUUCAGCGGUUGAUAAUGUCAAAAUUCAAGCAUCAGUACCUUCAAGUACGAAAAAAUCUCAACACGGAAAGACAAUUACUGUUAAGAACAAAGAAUAUAUGAUUCUAGGUUUCUUAGGUCAAGGAAUGAGUGGAAAUGUUUAUCGUGUACAAGACCUAAAGACAUUUGAAUUGAGAGCUAUUAAAGUUGUUGAUCUAUCACGGAUGGAUAAAGAAAAUAUGCAGAGUUCAAUUCAAGAAAUAAAUAUGCUUUGUAAGCUGCAAGCUCCAUGUAUUGUACAAAUGUUUGAUUAUGAAAUAAUAGGUCAAACUAUUUAUGUUGUUUUGGAAAUGGGUGAUACGGACUUGAGUAAAUUUAUCAAAACAAUUUGUGCUGAAAAAAAAUUACCAGUUACAAUGAUAUUGUACUACUGGACUGAGAUGUUAACAGCUGUUAAAUAUAUCCAUGAUCACGGUGUUAUACAUUCAGAUUUGAAACCAGCUAAUUUUUUACUUGUAAGAGGUAGAUUAAAACUCAUUGAUUUUGGUAUUGCUUCGACAGUUCACGGUGACAUGACAUCAGUUAUAAAAAAUGUAACUGUUGGUACUCUAAAUUAUAUUAGUCCUGAAGCAUUGAUGGAUGUUGAUGAAACAUCACAUCAAAACAGUAAAUACAAAAUUAGCUACAAAUCUGAUGUUUGGUCUCUUGGAUGCAUUUUAUAUUCUUUAGUAUUUGGUUACACUCCUUUUCAACAUAUUCGUCAAAAUUGGGCUAAAAUUGGAGCUAUUACAAAUCCGUCAACUAAAAUAUCAUUUGAUCUACCACCUAAUUCACAACCAAUACCUUCAAUUUUGAUAGAUGUUAUUAAAAGAUGUUUGAAUUAUAAUCCAAAAGAAAGACCAUCAGUUUGUGACCUGAUAAAUAUUCAAUAUAUAUCAAUAACGAGUAAUAAUACUAAUAUUUCUAAACCGAAUAUUCCUCAUAACACUUUGGUAAAAAUAAAACAGGCAUUGGAUGAAAACGAAUGGCGUCAAUUCAUUGAGAUGAUGGACAACAGAAUAGUUUAAGUCAACUGAUAUUCUCAAUAGGCCCGAUUAUGUAUAUAUAAAAAAUCUAUAUGAAUACUUAUAAAAAAAAAUAAUAAUAAAAC
Molecule: messenger RNA, 3462 nt
Organism: Cotesia glomerata
Lineage: Eukaryota; Metazoa; Arthropoda; Insecta; Hymenoptera; Braconidae
Gene: Mps1
Product: serine/threonine-protein kinase mph1
Exons: 3
Coding region: 560-3379 (939 amino acids)
Biological process (GO): mitotic spindle assembly checkpoint signaling; chromosome segregation; meiotic spindle assembly checkpoint signaling
Cellular component (GO): kinetochore; nucleus; spindle
Molecular function (GO): protein serine/threonine/tyrosine kinase activity; protein serine/threonine kinase activity; ATP binding
Source: RefSeq, a predicted model, not a curated record